Thunnus maccoyii (southern bluefin tuna) is the source of this 1055-nucleotide messenger RNA. Its product is annotated as OCIA domain-containing protein 1. The record is from RefSeq and is a predicted model, not a curated record. Gene Ontology annotation, cellular component: endosome. NCBI's taxonomy places the organism in Eukaryota, Metazoa, Chordata, Actinopteri, Scombriformes, Scombridae. The transcript has 8 exons. Bases 143 to 886 code for a protein of 247 amino acids.
CCUUUUAUUUCCGGGUUAUGUCAGUGCUGGCAGAAGCAAUGACAUUGUACCAAACACUACAGAAGUCAGUCCGCCGAGUGGCUUACACUUUGUCGUUUCACAUGGUUUGAAGGCUUCAGUGAGUACUGACGUUACCGUCAACAUGUCAUCCACUACUACCGGUUUUAACGAGGAGCAGCAGCGCAGAGGAGCACAGGGGCCAGUAGGCAUGGACUACAUCCCCACAGAGGAGGAGAGGAGGGUGUUUAAAGAGUGCAACCAGGAGAGCUUUUGGUACAGGUCGGUGCCCUUCUCCGUGGUGAGCAUGGCUAUCACUCAAGCCCUGGUUGCCAGAGGGACCCUAUCAGCAUCUCCGAGGUUUGGAUCUCUACCUAAACUGGCCUUUGCUGGUUUCUGUGGUUACCUGGCUGGGAAAAUGUCCUACAUGAAGACAUGCCAGGAGAAGUUCAAGAGGUUGGAGAACUCCCCUCUGGGAGAGGCCCUCAGACAGAGGACAGGACUGCCUCCACAGUAUUCCAGAGGUCCUCAGUCAGAGAUGAGUGACCCAAACAGCCCGUCAUUUGACCCCAUGUUCCAGCCAGCAGACAGUCCCGGCCAGACGCCCACACAGAUCAGAGAUUAUGGAUAUGGGUAUAAUCCAGAACCACCUGCACAGAUGAAAAAACCAGAUGACUUUAGUGCUCAAGUCCAGUCAUAUAUGGAAGAGGAGGAGCCCAGGAGAAAGCCCAUCCUCUAUGAAGACCUGAGGCUUAAAAACAGAGAGAACUACGAGGUUACACUCACUCAGAAGGCCGAGACGCUGCUCAAACCUUCACCUGAAAAGGGUUCAGAAAGACCAAUAAAAGAGGCGAAGAAGAACAUCUAUGGAGACACUUGGGAGGAAUGAGUCCUUUAUUUGAUCUUUAAGACGUCAUCUGUGCUCUGGCUUCACUGUCAUUUCAGGACAGUAAGCAGCUCAGUGUGUGACUUAGUCUCAGGUGUCCUGAAGUUGUGAGUUUCUGAUCAAUAUGUUGUUGAAAGUGAGUGAAAUAAACCAAAUUGCUUGAGGACUAAAA